GGGAUAAAUAGAAGAACUUAUGAAGAAGAUGCACCAACCAGAAAAAGUCUUCAAAGAAGAGUGUUUCAAUGGAUCUUUGCCUUUCCUGCUGUAUGUGACCUGUUUGGAACUACUUUAGCAACAAUUGGUCUGCUUUAUGUAAAAGCAUCAGUAUGGCAAAUGCUGAGAGGUUCAAUCAUAAUAUUUACUGGUUUGCUUUCUAAAAUAUUUUUGAAAAGAAAGUUGUGGCCAAUUCACUGGAUUGGAAUGAUUGUAACUGUGGUAGGUGGAAUUUUUUUAAAUUUAUUCAAAUUUAUAGAAGUUUUUAGUGGUAAAUGAUUGAAGGAGGAAGGUGAAUUACACGGACACAACAAGGUAGGAAUAUUAGUUUCGCAUCCAAAUUUCGAAGUGCUAGUAAGGUAAAAAGCUCCAUUCCUCCCUCCCUGAAUCCAUGAAAACUCAAAAGCCAUU
Stylophora pistillata is the source of this 450-nucleotide messenger RNA. Its product is annotated as solute carrier family 35 member F6. Gene Ontology annotation, cellular component: membrane; intracellular membrane-bounded organelle. The record is from RefSeq and is a predicted model, not a curated record. Lineage: Eukaryota; Metazoa; Cnidaria; Anthozoa; Scleractinia; Pocilloporidae.